AUGGACAAGACCAAGAAAAGAAGAAGAAAAAAAACCCGUUACUCUCUCACAUAGAACUGAAUUUUUAGAGAGAGAGAGAGAGAGAGAGUGAUGGCACUCUUAGUAGAAAGUCCAGUUGUUGUGGGAACAACAAAUGUAUUUGAAGAGGGAAAGUUGAGUGUGGAAAGCAUAACAGUGAAUGAAUCAUCAUCAUCAUCACCACCUAAACCAUUGUUAAUUGUUACACCAACGUUGGAAGGCACAUAUCCUGUGCUGUUGUUUUUCCAUGGAUUCUUGAUUCAGAAUAAAUCCUACGAAGAGAUUCUCCAGCAUAUAUCUUCCCAUGGAUUUAUAGUCGUUGCUCCUCAGUUGUACACCUUCAUUUCUUCUGGGACUGAGGAAGUUGAUUCUGCUGCAGAAGUCACAAACUGGUUAUCCGCAGGCCUUCAAUCCACACUGCCUAAAAAUGUUCAAGCAAAUCUCCUCAAACUAGCCCUUUCCGGCCAUAGCCGAGGUGGAAAAGCCGCAUUUGCCCUUGCACUAGGCCAUGCCGAAACCCAACCAACUCUAAAAUUUUCGGCUUUAAUAGGACUUGACCCCGUUGCAGGUUCAAGCAUAAAAGGCCAAAUCGACCCCAAAAUUCUCACUUUCGUUCCUCGUUCUUUCGAUUUAUCAAUCCCCAUCGCCAUGAUUGGCACCGGGAAGUCACCAGCGUGUGCCCCGGAUGGAGUGAACCAUUGUGAGUUCUUCACGGAAUCCAAACCACCAUGCUACUAUUUUUAUGCCAAGGACUAUGGUCAUGUGGACAUGUUGGAUGACCCAAAUAUUAUUUUACGUCUUGCUUGUUCGGGUGGGAAGGGCGAUAUGGACCCAUUUAAGAAAUGUGUGGGAGGGAUUUUUGUGGCAUUUUUAAGGGCUUGUUUGGAUGGUGAGAAUGAAGAUCUGAAAUCGAUUGGGGAUGAACCUGGUGUUGCUCCUGUUACGCUUGAUCCAGUUAUCUACAUUGAAGCAUAAGAUCCUAUCCUUCAUGUUUAAAAAUCGAGUUAAAUAAAUGAAUUGUUGUUCCCUUAUCUAAUAAUAAUAAUGAAUAAUUGUCCUUUUUAAUGAAUGAAUUGUGUACCUAGGUUGAGUACCAAUAAAUUCCUAAGGCAGUGUCAUUUUGGGUUGCCUUGUCUUGUUUGUAAGGUUGUGGUGUUUGUAAGGUUGUGGUCUUCUUUGAUGUGUUUUGUGUCUUAUUAGACGUGUCUUUGAGUUUUAUGUAUUUUGCUUCUAUAAUAAUCACUCUGGAAAAAAUAAUAAUUGUCCUAGUCUGAUAAUUGUGCUCAACAUUGUAGCAUUCCUUCUAUCCAUAUAUGUGACAGUUUAAAUCAUGUUUUAUGUU
This is a messenger RNA of Camellia sinensis, 1360 nucleotides long. RefSeq names its product chlorophyllase-1, chloroplastic. NCBI's taxonomy places the organism in Eukaryota, Viridiplantae, Streptophyta, Magnoliopsida, Ericales, Theaceae. The record is from RefSeq and is a predicted model, not a curated record. Gene Ontology annotation, biological process: chlorophyll catabolic process. Gene Ontology annotation, molecular function: chlorophyllase activity.